UCCCUCUCCACCACCAUGGGCAACGUCUGGGCCGCCGGGUCCCCCCCUCCCCCCGCUUCUGCCCCUCCCCCCUUGCUGCCCAUGCCCCCCCCAGGGUUUGGGGGUCCCCCCCCCGUCAGUGGCCUGGGGGGGGGAGGGGCGCCCCUCCCCCCUCGCCCCCCGGACUCGGGUGGGGGAGGGGAUGCCCUGCCCAACCCCGGAGCCUUCGAGGAGUGUCACAGGCGCUGCAAAGAGCUGUUCCCGGUGCAGAUGGAGGGGGUGAAGCUCACGGUGAACAAAGGGCUCAGCAACCACUUCCAGGUGAAUCACACAGUGGCCUUGAGCACCCUGGGAGAAUCCAAUUAUCAUUUUGGGGCCACCUACGUGGGCACCAAACACCUGAGCCCCACUGAGGCAUUCCCAGUGCUGGUGGGGGACAUGGACAACAGCGGCUCCCUGAACGCUCAGGUCGUUCACCAGGUCAGCUCCAGGAUCCGCUCCAAGGUCGCUUUCCAGACCCAGCAGUCCAAGUUUGUGAACUGGCAGCUGGACGGGGAAUAUCGGGGCGGGGAUUUCACUGCAGCCCUGACCCUGGGCAACCCCGACAUCCUCAUGGGCUCAGGUGAGACCCCA
Catharus ustulatus (Swainson's thrush) is the source of this 612-nucleotide messenger RNA. RefSeq names its product mitochondrial import receptor subunit TOM40 homolog. Gene Ontology annotation, biological process: protein import into mitochondrial matrix. The record is from RefSeq and is a predicted model, not a curated record. Gene Ontology annotation, molecular function: transmembrane protein transporter activity. Lineage: Eukaryota; Metazoa; Chordata; Aves; Passeriformes; Turdidae. The transcript is spliced from 5 exons. The annotation marks the transcript as partial. Gene Ontology annotation, cellular component: mitochondrial outer membrane; mitochondrial outer membrane translocase complex.